AUGCAUCUCACCAAGGCUUUCUCUGUUGGUGCGUCCAUUCUCGGUGUUGUUGAAGCCUCUCCUAGCCGCGCUCGUGCCUUUACCAAAAAACAUGCCACCAGCUCGGAGGAGUAUGACUUUGUUAUCGUUGGUGGUGGUACCGCCGGUCUGACUGUUGCCCACCGAGUAUCGGCCGCCUUUCCGCAGAAGUCCGUAUUCGUGAUCGACUUUGGCAAGAUUGAGGGGACUGUUGGCUACUUCGACCCGCCCGAGGAUGGCCGUGGUGCCAGCCGCCUCGUCAUAAACUCCCCUCCCGUUGCCAGUGUUAACAAUCGCUCUGCUACCGUCGUCCUAGGCAUGACUGUUGGUGGGGGAUCCGCCGUCAAUGGUCAGUUUUUGGAUCGUGGCUCUAGGUACGAUUAUGAUGAGUGGACGCGACUUGGAAGCCCCGAAUUUGAUAACACCACCGACAUCUGGGACGGGGAGAACUUUUGGCCCGCUUUCAGCAAGGCGAGUGCUUCCUUAUUCCUUACCGAGCCUAACGACGGGCUUGUAGAAGAGUACGGCUACACCUGGGAUACCUCCUAUUAUACCGGUGACUCCAUUCAAGCCUCUUUCCCACCCUUCCAGUGGCCUGUCCAAAGCGUCGGGUGGAAGGCGUACGAGGAGCUCGGUCUCGAGACCCCCGUUAGCUCCGAUGAUGGGAACAAGCAUGGUAUCUGCUGGGUUCCCACGGCCCAGAACUCUGAAGCCGUCGAACGAUCCCACGCUGGUGUCGGUCACUAUACCAGGAUCGCUGAUUCCCUCCCUAACCUCCACCUCCUUGUUGAGCACAAAGUUACGCGCCUCAUUAUCGACAAGGACAGUGAUGCACCACCCGCUGUCGAGUUUCGACCCGUUGCUGGCGGCGAAAUUGAGACCAUCCGCCCCAAGCAUGAAGUUAUAUUGUCGGCCGGUGCCAUCCACACACCUCAGAUCCUCCAGCGCAGCGGCGUAGCCUCUGCCGAGUACCUCAAGUCCGAGGGCAUUGAUCUUGGUGAGGAUCUUCCUGGUGUUGGCCAGAAUUUCCAGGAUCACUGCGGCACCCCCCUGACCUGGUCUUAUGAUGAGCCCUCACCCAGCGAGGCAGACAUCACUAACAACGCAACGUACGCUGCAGAGGCUGUCGCGCAGUUCCGCGAGCGCCCUGCCUACGUUGCCCUGCAGCACUGGGAGCAGAUCGUCGCUAACAUCCGCGCCCAGAUCGAGGACCGCUCUGCCCUCGGCCAUCUCCCUGCCACGACUGCCGAGUCUAUCCAGGAGGGCUACCUCGCGCAGCUCGAGAUCAUUGCCAAGGCUCUCGAGCACGUUGAACACCCCAUCCUUGAGAUACCCUUCCAUACUGGCCCUGCAAUCGCCUUCCUCCUCAAGCCUCUCAGCCGUGGCUCCGGCGUCUUGAACUCUGAUGACCACGAUGCCACUCCCAUCGUCAACUACGCCACCGGCGUCAACCCCAUCGACCUCGAGAUCAUGGCCACCUACGUCGACUACUUCCGCCGUAUCUACACCACCGAUACGUGGCAGGAGCUCGGUGCCGUCGAGGUCGCGCCCGGCGCGAAUGUGACUACUCACGACGCUCUUAUUGAGUACGUCAAGGACAACGUCGUCCAGUCACUCAUGCACCCUUGCUGCACGGCUGCCAUGCUUCCACGCGAGAAGGGCGGCGUCGUGGACUCAAGUCUCUCAGUCUACACCAUCUAUGGUCUUCGCGUUGCUGACUGCUCUAUCAUUCCCACCAUCCCGGCCGCACAUACUACCACCACGGCGUAUGCUAUUGGCGAGAAGGCUGCCGAGAUUAUUAUCAAGAAGUGGAAGGAUAACUCUACUGUUUAA
Molecule: messenger RNA, 1851 nt
Organism: Clonostachys rhizophaga
Lineage: Eukaryota; Fungi; Ascomycota; Sordariomycetes; Hypocreales; Bionectriaceae
Source: the annotation of a GenBank genome assembly